Messenger RNA from Parnassius mnemosyne (clouded apollo), 261 nucleotides. The record is from the annotation of a GenBank genome assembly. Lineage: Eukaryota; Metazoa; Arthropoda; Insecta; Lepidoptera; Papilionidae.
AUGGCGCUUAAGCGAAACAUUUUCUUCACUCUUCUCUUCUUGAACACGCUGAUCAUGCAUCACGUUAAAAGCAACCCUGUUAUUGCAAACGGCUAUGACCCCAUGGAAAUAUGCAUCGAAAACUGUGCCCAGUGCAAGAAGAUGCUCGGAGCUUGGUUCGAGGGUCCACUUUGCGCCAAAUCUUGCAUAAAAUUCAAAGGAAAACUCAUUCCCGAAUGCGAAGACUUCGCCUCAAUCUCGCCCUUCCUUAACAAGCUUUAA